UGUUUCUUCAUUUUGAACGAAUGUUUCGUCUUCAUUUUGGAACCUCCAUGUUCUACAAAGUAAUGCCCUGAUGGGGAUGUCUAUUUGCUGAUGUGUUCAGUAGCCAAAAGUGAGCUAGUCGCGCUUAUGUUCGAUCAAGUUCGUCUUUUGCUCGUUUGAGGAUUUUUUUGUUGCCUCUCCUCUUUUCAGAUCAAAUGAACAUCCGAAGGGUUAGUAAUUUAUGCUUUUUUAAACAGCAGUAGCAGGGUAUCCUGAAUAAACUUUCAAAGUCACCUUACAGAAAAUCUAAAUUAUGGUUACGAAGAAGAUGAGAUGCCAAAUCAGGAGGUGUGAUGACAAACCAACCACAGAAGAGAGUAGAUCAGUGACCACCAAGGACGAUAGUGCUGAUGACGACACUCAACAGGUGCUUCCUGAUGAAAUAUUUCUGGAGCAUAUUCUCGCCAGACUGGCAAUUCAACCUUUGAAGAGCUUAUCUGUUGUCUCUAAGCUCUGGUACAACUCUAUUUAUAAGGAUCCUCAAUUUCCAUCCUUGCAUUUUCAGCAAUCCAAAAAAAAAUCACUUUCUCAUAUUUAAUCUACUUAAUUCUUCUUAUAAGGGUUUUAUAUCUAUUAAACAUGUCAUCUUCAGUAUAGAUUUAGACGGUAAUAAUGGUGGUCAUUAUACACUUGCAAAUAAUGUUGACAUUCAAGAUGAUAAUCUUGUUUUUCAUAAAAAUUCAUCCUUUGGUACAUUGAAGAAAAUAGAAUUGGUUAAUUAUUGUAAUGGAUUCGGAUGUUAUACACCGAGCCGCCCCGUACAUGUUAACUUUGUGAUCCAAAACCCAAGCUGGGGUCUUGAAGUUUUAAGCACCAGUUGCCCAAACCCGGAUCUUUAUAUCAAAUCCUAUUACGGUUUUGGGUUCGAUUCAUUAACAAAUGAAUACAAGGUGGUUACAGUUCUUUGUAAUUCCAAGCAUUUGAAUGAUGGUGGUGAUAGGGGAGAGUUGUUUAAGGCCAUGGUCUAUACUCUAGGAACUUGUUCAUGGAGAAAAGCAGAUAGUAGCCCACUUGUAGCAGGUGCUGAUUCAAGUGGGAUAGGGAUGAGUUUUUCUAGAUCUGCUAUCUUCGUGGGUGGUUUUCUUUUUUGGAGGAUAUUUACUAGAGGAGUGGAUAAUGGUGAGGAGACCAGGGAGAUGUUGCUCUUGUUUGACCUCCAUGAUGAGAACUUUCAGUUUGUUCGCAUCCCAGCUGAAUGUGCCUUAAUGACUACAGCUGAGAGGAUGCAAGUAGUUGAUCAUCUUCUAGUUAUCAAAGGAUCUCCAUGUGUGGUGGUUUUUGAGAAAUUAUUAUUGACCAAUGGUCAUCAUGUUAAUCAUCAUCAGCAGCAGAGGAAUAGUCCUUUGUGCUGUUGUUGUUGUUGUUGUUGUUGUAAGAUUCACUUGUAUGUGUUAAAGGAUAUAGUCAAGCAAGUAUGGGUCAAGGAGACAAUCGAUGUUUGUACCACUACUUUCUCCUCUUUAUCGUCUUCUUGGCUCUCACCAGCGAAAUUCUGUUGUUGUUGCUUGGAUGGCACUGCUUCACCUCCUACUCGGAUAUUGAGUGCUUUUGACCGGGUUUUAUUGUAUUGGUUUGAUGGCAGCUGUCUUUGGUUAUUAGAUCCGUGGAAAAAUAAUCUCAAGGUGGUCAAGUGUUCCCAUGAUGAUAGGAAAUUAUUUGAACAUAAGAUGAAGGGUCAUCACAUUCAAGAUGUUGUUGGAAAUCACACUGACACUUGUAAUGCUAAUAUUUAUUUCCAGGAUGCAGAUGUUCAACUGAUCGCUGACUCUGAGAACUUCACUACUUUGAGAGCCUUUAUACCCAAAGGAGCUAAAAAAAUAGGCCGUCUUGAUGUACUAAGAUCGCGAUACACAGGUUACGUCUCGGCAAUAGAGGCAUCAGGCUCUAUUGCAUUUGCGUUUUAAGAAGAUUGCGACGUUGGCUACUGAAAGUUCUUCAGAUCACGUAACAGAAGAUAUAUGUUUAUUAACUCUGGAAUCAAACACUGGUGGAGCUUCAAAGGGAAACCCAGGUUUUAAAGGAGCUGGAUGCAGUAUCCGGAAUACAGGAAAAACAUCAAAGCAGGGUCUAUACCCACAGGUAUUACUACAGCUCUGGUUGUAAAAACUCGUGCUCUGUUCCUAGCCUGGGUUGAAGCAAAAAAUGCUGGCAUAAAUCACAAUAUAUUAGAAUAUGACUCACAACUGCUGGUAGACUACCACCUUGCUGUAUCGGAUCCUUCUAGCCAUUUGAUACUCAAAAGAGUUGCUCAUUCUCCUCGUGGCAUGUGCACAGAAGAUGUAACCAAGCAGCUGAUGAUGCACUGGCAACAAAAGGAGCAGGAGAUGCCAAGUCUCACCUCGUAUUAUUGUGUUCGGUUUUCCUUUUUUUUAAUGAAUGGAUUGUAUUGUUAGAAUGUUCGUUUCCAAAACAUUGUUUCUGUUC
Papaver somniferum (opium poppy) is the source of this 2463-nucleotide messenger RNA. RefSeq lists its product as uncharacterized. The coding region runs from base 999 to 1943 and encodes 314 amino acids. The transcript is spliced from 2 exons. The record is from RefSeq and is a predicted model, not a curated record. Lineage: Eukaryota; Viridiplantae; Streptophyta; Magnoliopsida; Ranunculales; Papaveraceae.